AUGGCAUUGUCUCCUGUGGCGGUAAGAGACCGGCCGUCAAGUCCUUCUGGACAAGUGGCCCCAACCAUCUUGGAGAGCACGCCGGACAGCGAGCGAGUGCGCCGCUGUUUGGAAGCAGACCGGGUCGAUCCGUGCCCCCAGGCCAUACAGGAACAGCUCGCCAUUCAACCCGACAUGUCCCUCGUCGCUGGACUCGGGCCACUGGUGGAAAAGUGUGCAGACAAAGCGGUGGAUGAGCAAAAGCUCGUGAAUUUGGAUCCAGACGCAGUAUCGGUGCUGUAUGCAUCAGACAUCUUUGCGGCUGGGAGCGGCUACCAGGGGUUGGCGAGUAAAGUCGAGGCAGUGGUCGGCGCAGCUCUGCGGAACCAAGGCAAUUGGACAGAGCAAGAGUGCCAAGAAAUUUGGUGUUUCGGCACCAAUGGCAAGACCUUUCUCAACGCAGUCUCUGAAGCUCGGGUGGCGCAGAUAGCCAGGAGCUACGGCUGCACACCUUUGGCAGCGUGGCUCCUGGACUGUGUGUUCACCGGCCUGUUGCAUCCGCCAGGUUUCAAGUGCUUGCCGACGGCCAACGCGCCGAGCGCGCAGGCGGAGGAGAGUGCAGAUUGGCCAGAGUGGGCCCGAGGCCUGGUGGAAGAUGUCGUGGGAGUCGACGGGGCAGAGGACUGUGCAGCGGCCACCUCGCGCAAG
Molecule: messenger RNA, 687 nt
Organism: Durusdinium trenchii
Lineage: Eukaryota; Dinophyceae; Suessiales; Symbiodiniaceae
Source: the annotation of a GenBank genome assembly